CAUUGCAGAUCUAACUUAAUGAGAGCUGAACUUAAACAUUUAAAUAAUUUUUUUCCAAAGUUUGAUAUGAGCUGAAAUUAAUAUUAAUUUAUAAUUGAUGAUAAGCAAAUAAAAAAUUGCAUUAAUUUGUUACAAUUUCUUUCUUGCAGGUAUGUUUGACAGCAUCCCAGGAUACGAGGGAACUGUGGCCGGCGGAGGGGGUGCGUAUCUUCCUCCUCCAAUGCCUUCUGUGCCGAUGCCUGUGCCUGAACAUGCUGCCAGCCAUCCAGAGUGGAAUGACAACAUUCCUUCCAUCUCAGAAGGAAGAGCACGUCAAGCUUUUGAAGAGUACGUCUCCAGCAAGUGCUGCUAUAGUUCUGCCCCCGUCAGAGAUGGAAUCAUAACCAAAAUGGAGUCCUUUAAUACCUACAGGUAUCGUUUGGAAACGUUCACAGAGUCCAGAACGACUAAAUGGAGUCAGGAGCCUUACACGGGACAGCGCAUUGAUGCUGGUAUUCAGCGUCCUCCAGGACCGUGGGAGAUCGCAGCUCAACCCCCGUCCUACUUUACUGAUCACAAGGAGACCAUUAGAGUGCCUUACACUUCCUCAAUCAAGAAAUGUAAUCCAUGCAGUGGAAUGGGAAAAAGCUCUUGUUCUUCCUGCACUGGAACCGGAAGUAAAGUGUGCUCUGGAUGUAAUGGUUCCCGUCAACGUCCUGAUAACCAGUCCUGCAAUAAAUGUGACUAUAGCGGCCGUGAAAAAUGUAGUUCAUGUAGCGGCAGUGGCUUUCACAAGUGUGACACCUGUGAUGGAAAGGGACAGCUGCUCGUCUUCAUCAAUCUCAAAGUGAAAUGGAGCACUGAGAAGGACGAUUACGUAGCGCAAGAUUCGAGUGGACUGAGACUUGAAAAACUGGGGAAGGUUUCAGGAAAAGAGCUCUUCAGAGACGCCCAGAUUAUGGUUUAUCCAGUGAUGGGUUUCCCAGAUGUUUCUGUUGCACAAGCGUCUGAGCGUUUAAUAAGAGACCAUCAGGUGAAAUAUACCAAGAACUCCCGCAUAAUACAACAGAGGCAGAUGAUCGAGCUCAUUACCAUAACGAGAGUGAACUACACGUGGAAAGAGAAGCCUUAUGUUUAUUAUGUGUAUGGAAAUGAGUUGAAAGUGAACGCUGAUGACUAUCCUGACACCUGCUGCUGUUCUGUCAUGUGAUUCUGCAUGUUCAUUUAGGACUGUGCAUGCAAACAUCCAAACUGUACAUCCCACAUUUCUAACCUGACACGCCUAACAAAACCUGUGAGCGACGACUAUUAUUUAGUAUUUAAAAAUUGUUCUAGGCAAACCUACAUUACGACCAUGUAAACAUUUGUAACAUUUUAAAACAUCUCACGAAUAAAACUUAUUUUAAUGAUAGUUUACUGUAAUAUUCUGAUGGAAAGGUCUGUAAUGUAGCCUGCAGUAAGUUUAAAUAAAGUGAG
This is a messenger RNA of Carassius auratus (goldfish), 1455 nucleotides long. Its product is annotated as protein SSUH2 homolog. The record is from RefSeq and is a predicted model, not a curated record. NCBI's taxonomy places the organism in Eukaryota, Metazoa, Chordata, Actinopteri, Cypriniformes, Cyprinidae. Bases 152 to 1189 code for a protein of 345 amino acids. The transcript has 11 exons.